Mobula hypostoma (lesser devil ray) is the source of this 4035-nucleotide messenger RNA. RefSeq names its product eyes absent homolog 3-like. The record is from RefSeq and is a predicted model, not a curated record. The transcript has 19 exons. Bases 586 to 2397 code for a protein of 603 amino acids. Gene Ontology annotation, cellular component: nucleus. Gene Ontology annotation, biological process: negative regulation of extrinsic apoptotic signaling pathway in absence of ligand; positive regulation of DNA repair; cell differentiation. Gene Ontology annotation, molecular function: protein tyrosine phosphatase activity. NCBI's taxonomy places the organism in Eukaryota, Metazoa, Chordata, Chondrichthyes, Myliobatiformes, Myliobatidae.
CAGCGCAACGCUACCAUGGCGGCCAGCGACGUUCAAUCACUGAGGCAAACGGCGGGAUGAGGUUGGAAUCGAGGGCAGAUUGUCUGUGUGUUCGCCUUCUCGGACUCCAGUCCUUCGCGCGGCCCGGCACUCCCCGCCUCCCCUCCUUCCGUGCGAUUGCUGAGGCGCUGAGCGCGGCUGGAGAGCGUUUCUGCGUCCGCCUGUGCGACCAGGCUCGAUGGGGCAGUAAGGACACGGGCCGCGAGUGUGCCCCUGCCAAAUAGUGAGUCUCCACGGCCGCCUAGGCCAGGACGGGGUGUCACGCCUGCGCACUAGCUGACAAGCGGCACUUCCUGCUAAAUCGUGAACCACUCUACAGUGACUGAGAAUAAAGCUGUCUUCUCCUGCCGCCCAUCAACAUUUCUAUAAUUAAGAAAACUUUAGCUAAUGAGUUCCCCGCUCUCGUUUGCUCUUAAUGUGAAUACUGAUAAUCUGUGAUGACAAUACAUAAGGCUCGUGAUUUUCUGACAAACCUCAUCUUUGAAGAAAAAGUCGUGUCACUGUCUUGAGCUGUGAAGGGGAGGAAAACACAGGUGCUCAACUUUAAUGGAAGGUCCACGGGGCUCGCAGGAACAGCCUGUAAAAAAAAUACGCCAUGAUUUGGACACAACGGAUGAGCAAAGAUUAAGAUCUAGGGAGCUGCAGAACUUUAUGGGUCUGCCAAGUCAAACCAAUAGAAACGAUAAGCAAAAGUUUGAGGAUGGUAGUCAAGCUGUUAAUUUAACCGUGCUGAAUGAAGCAGAAGUUAAAAGUGAAGUGGUUCAAGGCAGUGAAUCUGAGGCUGCAACAGAAGACAGAUCUGCUGAUGCAUAUCCGGGCUCAGUUAUAACUUGCACGGGUUAUAAUCCACGGGUACCAAAUCAAGACAGUGCCGUGUUAUUUCCUACGAAGCCAUAUCCACACCUUUUCUCUCCACCAAUAGUGCAAGCUUCUUACAUAGGAGAGGCUCGGUACUCAGCAGUGCAGCAGUCAGCAUCUUACCCUGCGUAUUCCCAGUCAAGUCAGCCUUACGGACUACCUCCAUUUGAUGCAUUGUGGCCUGGUGUGAAGACAGAAGAUGGAUCACACAGUCACCCUGGAUACCUCAGUUACAGUACAGGAUUUAGCUCAGACCAAACCAGUCCAGCAUACUAUACAUACCCUGUUCAAGGUGCAGGAUUCCCAAGAACUAGUAUUUAUUCUGGUGGCACUGUUGUUGCCAAUGUAGCAACUCCCAGCAGUUCUAAUCAGGAGUAUCAUUCCUACACAUCGCUUGGGCAAAACCAAUAUGUGCCAUAUUUUCAGAGUUCAAAUUAUGCGUCGACCGUGACUUCAAACCCUCAACCUGCCAGCACCACAACUGUCACCUACCAACUGCAAAAAACAGAAGCAGCCGUUUCUAAUUCCAAAGAUGAGAAUUUUCAAUCGGGAGUUUCUGCUGCAGAGCAAACUCUGUCAACCACAGUAAUAAAGGAGCUUAAGGAACAAUCCCAAAAAAAUCCAAGCGGAAAGUCCCGGGGGAAAGGAAAGAAAAGUUGUUCAUCCCCACCACCUGAUAAUAAACUGGAGCGUGUAUUUGUUUGGGAUUUGGAUGAAACCAUUAUCGUCUUUCAUUCGUUGCUAACUGGGUCGUACGCACAAAGAUUUGGAAAGGAUCCUGCGUCAGCUUUGACCUUAGGGUUGCGGAUGGAGGAAAUGAUCUUCAAUCUUGCUGACACUCACUUAUUCUUCAAUGAUUUAGAGGAGUGUGACCAAGUUCAUGUGGAGGACGUUGCAGCUGAUGACAACGGACAAGAUUUAACGAACUAUGACUUUGCUGCUGAUGGUUUCCAUGGAUCGGUGCCUGGCUCGAGCCACUCCUCAGGAGCUAUUGGUCAGGGAGGUGUUGAUUGGAUGAGAAAGCUGGCCUUUCGAUAUCGACAAGUGAAGAAAAUUUACAACACUUACAGUACAAACGUUGAAGAACUCCUCAACCCAGCCAAGAGGGAUUCAUUACAACAAUUAAAAGCAGAUGUAGAAGCUUUGACAGACUCCUGGCUAGCAACUGCAUUGAAAUCAUUAACGUUAAUUCAAUCAAGAAAUUGCAUUAAUAUCCUGGUCACCACAACGCAACUGAUUCCAGCUCUGGCUAAAGUGUUGCUGUAUGGAUUAGGUGAGAUCUUCCCUAUUGAAAACAUCUACAGCGCCACGAAAAUAGGUAAAGAAAGCUGUUUUGAACGUAUUGUGUCCAGAUUUGGAAAGAAAGUUACAUACGUCGUCAUUGGAGAUGGUCGGGAUGAGGAGUACGCAGCAAAACAGCACAACAUGCCAUUUUGGAGAAUUUUGAAUCAUGGUGACCUGAUGUCAUUGCAUCAAGCUCUGGAACUGGACUAUCUGUGAACAACUGGAAAGGAACACAAAUCUGAACUACUGCUACAAAUGGCUUGCAUCUUGCUUCAGUGUGGACCACUAACUUUGGUGAUAACGUGUCUUGUCAACCCUGGACGAAACGUUGAGGACAUUGAGCAGCCCAGCUUCCUGAGUGAUCUGCUUAUUAAUGUUGGACAUUGACUUAAGAAUAGACAUGCACAGGUUGCAAGAGCUUUAUAGAGUGAAAUUACCACCUUUGUUUUUUUUUUAAAUCUUAAAUCUAUCCAAAUCUUUUGAAUUGGACCUUUAAAAUAAGACCAUAAUCUUGCGUUGAAUUUUAGUCAAGCCAGUGUCUGUUCCUUUUUAAAUGCACUGAAAUCUUUGCUGUUAUUAAUAAGGAGAGUUUGUGCAAGACAUUCUUUGGAAAUCUUGCUGUGUAAAUGUUCCUGAACGUCUUUUCUUCAGCAUUAUCCGAUCCAGCAGUGUUAUUAUAGGGAAACUGGCUGCAGAAAUGCAUUGGAGAUUUUUUUUUUGUGUGGAAAAUUUGAAUGAGCAGGGCUAUCUACAUUUAAAAAAAACCUUCAUUUUAGUUGGUGUCUUUUUAAUUCUAUUAGAGUUUUUAAUAAAUACCUUAUUUCUGAAUGCUCCCAUGCUGAUGCAGGGCACAGCAUGAAACAGUACCUCGAACUCAGCGGCCAAUCUUCCUUUUUUAACACUGCUCGGUGAUCUAGAGGACGGAGACGAGAGCCUCGGCUGAAACCAUAGAAAGGAGGAAAUGAUUCAGGUUGAGGACCUUUUAUCAAAACUGGAAAACGGAACUGACUUGAAGCAGGAAAUGUUUGGGUGGGGGGGGUGUGGUAGUGUUGGGGAAGAAGGUGUGUUGCGAAGAUGUGGAGGAAUAACGGAGGUGUGUGUUACGAAUGGAAUAGGAGGUGACAUGACAAAGGGGAGUAAUGGUACGAGAAAUAUGCUGAUUAAUGAUGCCUGUUCUUCUCCCGUUUCCCUCACAGCUUCAUUCUGUCCUCUUUAGUGUCAACAGAAUCACUAUAUUAGUGAUUUAUUUUUGCUGUUAGCAGCUCCGGUCAGAUUGUUCAGGCAUAUUUUUAUGAUAUUACAAGCAGACUUUGCUACUUUCCCUUUUUUUUUAGUCAAAUGUCACCUAGAAAAUACCUGACUUGAACAACGAUGCUGAUAAUAAAGUGUAUUAGUCCAUCCCUGAAUAAAUAAAGCAACACAAAAAAAUAUAGUUGGCUGGUCCCAAUGCUGUUUAUUUAAAGUUUUUAUUAACUUUCGAAUGAAAAUGGAAUGCUAAAUCAGUUUUCAUUCUCUUUGAUCAGUGUUUGCCUUGCAUUUCGAAGUUUGCACGGUUCAAAUUACAUUUAUUAUCAAAGAACGUAUAGAUUAUUCAGCCUUGAGAUUCGUCUGUGUACAGGCUGCCAUGAAGCAAGAAACCGGAAAAAGCCCAAUUUUAAAAAAAAGACCAACACUCAAUACACAGAGGAAGGGGGGAAUAAAACACGAAUUAUGCAAACAAUAAAAGCAAGCAACAGCCUUCCGAACCAAAUUGACUCCGUAGACACGGAGCCUGGAGUAGACCUACAGCUUCGGUGAAAAUUCAUCACACAGUGGGGCAAAUCGCUGCAAAGUUUGCAGACAAGAAGCACGUAG